UACUAACGGUAUCGACUCAACCCGGUUCAGCCUCUUUUGUGCACUUCCCGGAAGGAAGGAAGCCCAUGGAGGAGAUCGGAGGAGAGAUAGAGACGGCGAAGAAGAGAUGCGAAUCCGUCAUUAACACUAUCAACCACCUCCCUUCUUCAUCAUCAACUCCCAUCAUCCCUUCUUGCCUCACCACACUCCUCAAGCUCGCCUCCUCCGAGCUCUCCUUCCUCUCAUCAUCCCUCGCUUCUCCUCCACAUCCUCCUCCUCCUCCUCUCAGUGUCAACAUCGGCCACAUCGAGUCAGUCCUGUGGAUCCUACGCCGUCCUUCGAUCACCGCCGUCUCGCGCGUCUGCAAGCCGCUUCCUAUCGCCAAUAGCGUCCACGUCGAUCUCGUGUGUACUCUCGGAAAGGCUCCCGUUUGGAUCGUCGUCUCCGAUAGAAACCCUAAUUACAUCUACUGGAGCGAAAACAAGGGUUUGAAAUCGAGAAUCGAAACGGUUCUCGCCGCCGCUCGCUCCACGACGGCUCUUAAACCUGCUUCGUUGAUUCUCUUCUUCGCAAAUGGUCUGCCUUUACCGGUAUACGAGAAGUUAAAAGAGCAAUUCGGAGCUAAAGAUUUCGACUUUGGCUCUGAUUCGGGUUUUGAUUUUUGCGAGGAGGGAGAAUGGGUUAAUGUCGUUCGGACAAGAUCUUAUAAAGAAGCAUUAUCUGUCGAGAUCGAGAUCAUAGAUGGUUGUCACGACUCUCUUGCGUUUGAUGAGCAUGUUGUUGUAGCUGAAGCAGAGGUUGCAGAGGUUGUUAGUGAGAAAGAUGAUGCUUUCUCAUCUGUGCUGUCUUCCAUGAGAUUGAAAGGUGAAGACUUUCUUGUGAACUUCGACACGACAGCUCUUGUGGCUCUCGUGUCUGGGAUCGCUAACGGAUGUGCAGAGAGGUUAUUGGAGAUGGAUGAGAGCGUGUUGGAGGAAAGGUUCAAAGGGAAUACUGUCUUCGUGAUUGCUCAGGCAAGAUCUGAAGUUGAGAACUCGGUUCUUGAUAGAAUGAGAGAUGUGUUGUCAGGGAAGCGAGGGAUUGUAUGUGAGAGUGUUGUUUCAGAGUUUAAUGAGCUGGUGUCUAUGUAUGCUGGACACAGUGAGAAGCAAAGAGCUGAGCAGUUGUUGAAGAGACUAAUAGUGGUGAAUGACAAUCCUACAGAGCGUGUGAUGGGACUCCCAACAACGAGGAAGUUAGCAAUGAAGAACAAGAUUGUGUUUGGGACAGGUGAUAGAUGGGGAGCUCCUACGUUGACUGCAAACAUGGGGUUUGUCAGAGCCGUGGCUCAGUUUGCCAUGUCUCUCUCCACCAUAGAACAUAGCCCCCGGGCUCUCACUGGUGAUUAGCCGAAGUUCAGUUUCUCCUUAUUCUGUAGUUCGUUCUAGAGACCAAUCCUUGUAUUAGAAGAAAGAAAACAACAGAGUGUAGCAUUGUACUUAUUUGGUGUAGAUGUCGUCCAGUUUUGGACCAAGAAUCAUUUCUCGGAAGCAAAGAGACCUUAUCAUUGCUUUAUAGUU
This is a messenger RNA of Raphanus sativus (radish), 1538 nucleotides long. RefSeq lists its product as uncharacterized. Lineage: Eukaryota; Viridiplantae; Streptophyta; Magnoliopsida; Brassicales; Brassicaceae. Bases 66 to 1367 code for a protein of 433 amino acids. The record is from RefSeq and is a predicted model, not a curated record. The transcript is spliced from 3 exons.